AUGCGUUUCCUUGAAGCACUCAAUGUCUUUACGGCAGUGGGAGCUGUAGAUGCUCAUCUAAGACGUGCAGCAACCACCACCUCUUCCUCAUCUGCAACUGCUUCAGCAACACCAUAUUUCGACCCUGCUACCAUCGGCACCUUCAAUCUCACGGCCGCAGUAUCAUCCUCCUCACCAGAGAACAGAGCCUUCCUCAAUCGCAUGGAAGAGGAAUUACUACCAAAUCGCACCAAGCAGGCGCGUCACGGCUCUUAUCUGCGCGAGUUCAGUCAGGGCGAGCCUUUCGAUGCUCGGGGAAUCGUCAAUGGUAGCAGCGAGAAUAUCGAGUCCUUCAUGUACAAGUUCGGCAUUGCAGGUCUCGUCGUGGUCCAGGAUGGUGCCAUUCGAACUGAGAAGUACCAAUAUGGCAAUCUACCUGCCUCGAGAAACGUCAUCCAAUCCUGCACCAAGUCCUUCCUCUCUACAGCUAUCGGGAUUGCCAUCCAGGAGGGGAAGUUAAACAUCACGGACCGAGUCAAGAAAUGGGUCCCGAAUUGA
Colletotrichum spaethianum is the source of this 537-nucleotide messenger RNA. RefSeq lists its product as uncharacterized. The record is from RefSeq and is a predicted model, not a curated record. The transcript has a single exon. The coding region runs from base 1 to 537 and encodes 178 amino acids. Lineage: Eukaryota; Fungi; Ascomycota; Sordariomycetes; Glomerellales; Glomerellaceae.